AGAUUUGGCUGCCUGUUCCUGACUGUGACGUUUACGGAAGCGCCACCGCCAACUCUCGCGAUAUUUCCGCACGGCCGUGGGAUUUGGGAAAUCGAGGGUUGUGGCUGAGGGGGGCAAGGAAACAGGAAUUCCUGAAUAUGAGUGAUGAUAAACCUUUCCAAUGCACUGCUCCUGGCUGUGGACAGAGAUUCACAAAUGAAGACCACUUGGCUGUCCACAAGCACAAACAUGAGAUGACCCUGAAGUUUGGCCCGGCGAGGAAUGACGGCGUUAUCAUUGCUGACCAGACCCCGACGCCCACCCGCUUCCUGAAGAACUGUGAAGAAGUCGGGCUUUUCAAUGAACUCGCAAGUCCGUUUGACCAUGACUUCAAAAAAGCAGCAGAGGAUGACAUUAAAAAGUUACCCCUGGACUUGUCGCCUCUCGCAACGCCAAUCAUACGCAACAAAAUCGAAGAACCCACAACUGUGGAGACACAUCGAGAUAGUCCUCUGCCUCAUCCAGAGUCUACAACAAAUGAUGACAAGGACUUAUCUUUGCAGCCAGCCUCACUGCCAACAUCCACUAUAGUCCAUCCUGCAUCCCUCCAAGUUCCCAAUGUACUCCUAGCAACCUCAGAGGCUAGUGUUGUAAUACAGCAAGCGCUCCCAUCGCCAACAUCUAGCUCUGUUAUUACCCAAGUCCCAUCCACUAAUAGGCCUAUAGUCCCAGUGUCUGGUACCUUCCCUGUCCUCUUACAGCUGCCUAAUGGCCAGACCAUGCCUGUCGCUAUACCCGCGUCUAUCACAAGCUCAAGUGUACAUAUUCCAGCUACAAUCCCACUUGUCAGACCUGUCACCGUCGUGCCUAACGUCCCCGGGAUCCCAGGACCUCCUUCGCCACAGCCUCAGACCGUCCAAUCAGAAGCAAAGCUGAAACUGAAAGCCACGUUAAGCCAGCAGCUUCCUCAGGUAACAAACGGAGAUGGAGGUGAAGUCCAGAGCAGUGCCGUAACCCACACUGCGGCUCCAGCAUCUCCCGCCCCGCCCCCGACUCCCGCCCCCGCCCCUGCCGCCGUCCUGACUCCGGCUCCGGCUCCUCACCUGGCCACGACAGAGGAGCCGUCAACACACUCCCUCCAGCAGCCGGCCACCUCCACCACAGAAACGCCGGCAUCCCCGGUGCCCCCAGCGCAAAACCCUCCCAGCACAGGGGGCCGGCGGCGCAGAACCACGAGCGAAGACCCCGAUGAGAAGCGGCGUAAGUUCCUGGAGCGUAACAGAGCGGCGGCUUCCCGCUGCCGGCAGAAGAGGAAAGUGUGGGUCCAGUCCCUGGAGAAGAAGGCCGACGACCUGAGCUCCAUGAACGGACAACUACAGAAUGAAGUCACCCUGCUGAGAAACGAAGUGGCUCAGCUGAAGCAGCUUCUUCUGGCUCAUAAAGAUUGCCCUGUAACCGCCAUGCAGAAGAAAUCUGGCUAUCACAUCUCCGACAAAGACGAGAGCUGCGAGGAGAUGUCCGUCCCCAGCAGCCCCCAGAACGAGGCCAUCCAGCACAGCUCCGUCAGCACCUCCAACGGGGUCAGCUCCUCCUCCUCCACCACCACCCCGGCCGCCUCGGCCCCGUCCGGCCCCGCCACCGCCGCCGCGGCCAACCAGAGCACAGAGGAGGGCCAGUCCCAGCCUUCAGGGAGCUGAUCGGCCCGACGGGGCGCCGCCGCCUCUCCCAGCCCUCUGAUCAGCGGGGGAAAGGGAGUCUCUCUCUGGGCUCCAGUUCGGACCGCACUCUUGACUUUUACUCUCGAAUGGUUUUCUUUCCGUUUGGUCCAUUUUGUACGUCAUAGACAAUGCUUUGAAAGAUGCAAUGUUUUCUCUGGAAUUGAUGGAGACAAAAAGAAAAGGCACUUUAGGUGUAAGAUUUAAAACAUGUAAUUCUUACUGUUUUUCUAUUUAUGUGACUUAUUUAUCAAUUUUUAUUGUAAUUUUUAUUUCAACGCCAUCAGUGAAUUGUUAGGAACUUUACCAAAGUGUGUUGUGGCUUAUCUGUAAUUUAUUUGAUCUCAUGACUUUUGUAAACACUAACUUCGCCAUGAAGUGACUACAAAUACUUUUUCUUGUUGUUGUUGUUGUUGUUGUUUGCUUUUUUCCAUUUUGCACAUACUUGAGAGAUGACGGGUUUGCUUUUUAUGGAGAUUGACAGUCCACAGGUUAGAGAUCACACUGAUGUGUAUGGCGAAAUCAGAUUUUAAAGCUGCGUGUGUGUGUGUGUGUGAGAGAUCAGCUGGAGACUCAUUGUGCAGUUUGAAUGUUUUGAGCUCACCUCCGCUUGUAAAACGGUGUUGCGGAGGUGAGCAGCUUAGACGCGUGUGAGUGAAUGAGUGUGUGUGUGUGUGUGUGUGUGUGUUCUUUCAUUAACAUUCCAUGUGUAGCCUGAUUGUCCUGAAGCAGUGAUUGUAGGGUUGCAGUACCUUUUUUUUUUUUUUUUUUUUUUUCCAUUACUCAAUCAUGGUGAUGUUGACUUCAUUCAGUGCCAUUAAUGUUUUUUGUAGAAAUGACUUCCCGCCACUUUCAGUGCAGGUUAGCUGAUUGCUGUUCUCUCUCUAAGGUUCUCAUGAACCCGAUUGCUCAGUAGAGAUCUCUCGCUUUGUAUCCAGUCUUUUGCUUUACCAGUGACUCUUUCUGGCUUUACUGUCUAAUGCAGAACACUUUAAGGAACAUUAGGCUGUUUUCAUGAUUGCAAUCCUAGAUGACAUUUUUAGAAAACAUUGUAAAUACCAUCAAUGAUACAUUUUAUGUGAUCUUUCUUGGUAUUAUGUAAAUUGUUUUUUUUUUUUUUUUUAAUAGGAUUGUCUGGAUUCUGUAGCUGAUGAGCCCUUUUGAUCACAUGAACUCUGUUAGCAGUUAAGAACUGACCUUUCAUUCCGAUGCCGCCUCUUCCUGACUCCGUAGGCUGUCAUGUAAAAUUUAAAAGCAUUCAGAUGUGAACUGGAAUCACAUCAUGUAUAUUAGACUUACGCUAGUACAACUCUGUAGGAACUGUGAGCAUUUUCUCAUUGGGGGGGAAAAAAAAAAAAAAAGAAAAAAAUAGUGAGAAUUAAAUCGCUCCAUGAGUCAGUUGGCCUUUUUUUUCUCUCUCUUCUCUUAGUCUGUACUGGCUUACUACUGUGUAGUUUUACAAGAAGCUAACACCUUGUUUUAUUUA
Messenger RNA from Salarias fasciatus (jewelled blenny), 3180 nucleotides. RefSeq names its product activating transcription factor 2 (gene atf2). Gene Ontology annotation, molecular function: DNA-binding transcription factor activity. The transcript is spliced from 12 exons. Gene Ontology annotation, biological process: regulation of DNA-templated transcription. Lineage: Eukaryota; Metazoa; Chordata; Actinopteri; Blenniiformes; Blenniidae. The record is from RefSeq and is a predicted model, not a curated record. The coding region runs from base 138 to 1676 and encodes 512 amino acids.